UUCGAUUGCCUUUCACUGAUCGGUUCAACUGGCGGGAGAGAGUGGAUUCCUAAGGUCGCAAUUUCCAACGUGAAUUCAUCAUUUACUUGGUAAACACCUCAAACUAAAAUCAAAAUGAGCAUUCCAGAGGAAGAGUUAGCAGAACUCCGCGAGUCUUUCAACAAUUUUGAUCUUGAUGGCAAUGGACACAUUACAUCACAAGAAAUCGGCAAUGUGAUGAAAUCAUUAGGUGAAGAUAUACCUGGAUACAAACUGAGGGAAAUUAUCAAAGAGGUAGAUUCAAACCAGAAUGGAACUGUUGAAUUUGAUGAAUUCUUGCAAAUUUACAAAACUGUGUCAAGCAAAGCCAAAGGUUCUGCCUUCAAAGACCUUAUAAAGAAAAGAGAAAAGAUCAAUAUUACAGGAGGAUCAUCAGAAGCAUCUGCUGAAGGGACAAAGCAUUCUUAUUCUGACUCAGAAAGAGCUGCCUUUGCAGAUUGGAUUAACUAUGUUCUACAAGAUGAUGCUGAUUGUAAGACUUAUCUUCCAAUUGUCACAUCGAGUGACAGUGAUGACAUGUUUGAAAAAAUGAAGGAUGGAAUUCUUCUAUGCAAAAUGAUCAAUGUGUCAGUUCCACAAACUGUUGACGAGAGAACUAUCAACAAGGGAAAAUUGAAUGCCUUUAAGAUUCAUGAAAACCAAAUUCUAGUUGUAAAUUCAGCCAAUGCUAUUGGAUGCAGUGUUGUAAACAUUGGGGCUGAAGAUUUGUCAAAGGGAAAACAUCACUUGACUCUUGGGCUUCUUUGGCAGAUUAUCAGGAUUGGUCUGUUUUCAAAAAUUUCCCUGGCUGCUAAUCCGAACAUUGCAGCUUUGUUGCGCGAGGGAGAAUCUUUGAAUGAUUUGAUGAGUCUGUCACCAGAAGAAUUGCUGCUACGAUGGGUGAAUUACCAUUUGGAGAAAGCGGGCUCAAACAAACGAAUCAACAACUUUUCAUCUGAUAUCAAGGAUUCAGAAGCCUAUGCAAUCCUCCUCCACAGAAUAGCUCCUGAGCCGAAUAUGAUCGACAGGCCAGAAUCUAUAAUGGGGGUAGGCAAUUUGACAAAGCGAGCUGAAAUAUUUUUGGGCAAUGCAGACAAAAUAAAGAUGAGGAAAUUCUUGCGAGCAAAAGACAUUGUUGAAGGAAACCCAAAACUGAAUUUGGCUUUUGUUGCUAACUUAUUUAACAACUUCCCUGCACUCGAUUUGGAAGAAGUGGAAGAAGAAUUUGAGCCUUACGAAGAGAACAGGGAAGAAAAGACUUUCAGAAACUGGAUGAACAGCAUGGGCGUCAAUCCUUUCGUCAAUCAUCUUUACAAUGAUCUUGGUGAUGGCAUAAUUCUCUUCCAGCUGUACGACAUAAUUCAGCCAGGAAUCGUCAACUGGGAUAAGGUAAACAAACGUCCAUUCAAACUUGCUACGGGGGGCAACAUGAAGAAAAUUGAGAAUUGCAACUAUGCUGUUGAACUUGGUAAGAAACUUGGCUUUUCACUCGUCGGAAUUGGUGGCGAGGAUAUCAGAAAUGGAACGAAAACUCUUGUCUUGGCCCUUAUUUGGCAGCUUAUGCGAGCCUACACUCUGGCAAUGCUCUCAAAACUCUCAAAAGGUGAAAGCAUCAAUGACGCCAUGAUUGUUGAGUGGAUCAACAAGAAGCUCGAAUCAGCUGGAAAAAGCACACGGAUCUCCGGAUGCAAAGACUCGGCAAUCUCAUCCAGCAAACCUGUCAUUGAUUUAGUCGAUGCAAUCAAGCCAGGAUCUAUUGAUUAUUCGCUUGUUUUGGAUGGAGCCAAUGAUGAGGAGAAACUUCUUAACGCAACUUACGCCAUCUCAAUGUCAAGGAAGAUUGGUGCUCGUGUGUAUGCACUGGCUGAAGACUUAGUGGAAGUGAAGCCAAAGAUGGUGUUAACAAUCUUUGCCUGUUUGAUGACGCUGGGACUUGCUACCGAGGUUUAAUCACGUGUUAUAAUCACGUGCUGCACACUCGCUUGUCCUCUUGGAAUUGGAAUUGAGACAUUCUGAAGCAAAAUGCAUGAUAAUUAGGCUCUUAUAGGUCUAUUCAAUUGUAAUUUUGUAUCUCUACGUAAAGGACCAGUUUUAUUAAGGUAUAAUUGCACUAAGCUUUGUGGGCCUGUGAAAAGGAAAUCUUGUGUUGUUGUAGAUUGUAUUUGUAAACAUAGGGACCUAUUGCUUGAAUCGAGUAAAACAUCAGCUUUUUGGUUUCCUGAUAUUGAUAAAAUAUCAAAUAUUGCGCUUUUAUUAGAAGAAUCUGCUUUUAAUCUCCGAGUAAUCCUCAAAUGAUUGAAGCUAAAAUCAUAUGUUUUUUUCUCAAACAUCGAAACCAAUUUCAUAGACUCCUUAACCCUCAAAGCUACACGCCACCUGCAAAGUCCCUUCCGUUUUAUGUUUGAAUUGUUCUGUCUUCCUGUAUUAUUUGGUCUUGUAGAUUUUAAUAACUAACAAAAUGUCUUCUCCUUAAACAAAGUUCGCGUAACGACACCUUGUAUUAGUUGAGUAUUCUUGUUACAAACAGUCCUGCAUCUCAUUGUCUGCUUUGCCUUGUUAGCCAACUGGAAUUUUCUCCUUUUCAGUAAUAAAAGGACCCUGCUUUCUCCAACCUUACUAUAAAAUAAACCAAUUGGCAUGAAGUUCCCCAAUUGCCAUAAGAAUUUUAAAUGUUGGCGUUAAAUGUUUUGAUUUUGUUGUCUUUGCGAAAUAAGUUUUCUAAGUUAAUCUGCUAAUUGUUAAUUCAGUUCUGGGUCACGAUAAUGUUUUUAUAUGGUUGAUUGUAAAUGAACUAUUAUUCCCAUCAA
Molecule: messenger RNA, 2825 nt
Organism: Rhopilema esculentum
Lineage: Eukaryota; Metazoa; Cnidaria; Scyphozoa; Rhizostomeae; Rhizostomatidae
Product: plastin-2
Biological process (GO): actin filament bundle assembly; actin filament network formation
Cellular component (GO): actin filament bundle; actin filament; cytoplasm
Molecular function (GO): calcium ion binding; actin filament binding
Source: RefSeq, a predicted model, not a curated record